AUCUCAUCAUCUAUAUCUGCUCUCACUCUUUGUUCCAUCUCACAGUCAUCAACUUCUCUCAGUUCAAACCCAACACCUCACAGUCAUUUUCUGCUUUGUUACUCUCGAAUCAAAACUACACAGAGUUGAUGGUCUAUCUACUAACUCCCACGUGUCAUUCUUUUCAAUCAUGAACAACUCAUCCUACAUUGGGGCUUUCAACCAGGAUUCAUCUUGGGCUACCUUUGCAUAUUUCUCUGGCUCAACAAUGCACAGAUUAGAUUGAGCAAGGACAUCAUCUAGUUUUCUCCACUUCAAAGCAUCAUAGUCCGAAGUCCCAGCCAAUAAUGGAAGAAGACGACGGCAGCCGCAAAUAUCCUGAUAAUAAAAUCAUCAAAUCCGAUAGUGCUUAUGCUGGGAUCUUCGCCUCUCGCACAUCUGAUGUCCACUACCGAGGUUCCAGUGGAGGAACGAAAAUGGAAGGUGACGGUCACAACUUGGGCAACAUCGAGUACAAUAUUAGUGAUAAUACAAUUACCGCACUCAAGGGAGAGUCAGAUGUUGGGAUGUUCAGCUUUCACAACAUAGGUUUCUGCUGGAGCAAUGCCAGCCAAGGUCAAGCUGGACGUGAAGGAAACAAGGUCUUCCUCAAACCCAAAGGUAUUUGUCACAACAUUUGUCAUAAUAACAUCAGUGCAGAUAGAUCCACAAAAGUUGGGUUAGAAAACUUUGGCAACAUCCAAUAUCACUCUGCAGAUGGCAAAACAAAAGGUGGCUCGAGCUCCGCCCAAGGCCAAGGUGGCGGUGGAGGAACCAAACCCAAAGGUGAUGAUUACGACAUUCGUGGCAAUAAUAUUAAAGGAGAUGGAGAUGGGAAAGCGUUUCACAAGUUCGGCAACAUCGAAUACAACUUGAAGACAACUAAUACAGAAGAUGACGGCAGCACCAGCCAAGCCAAUAUACGCAGAAAUACAAUUACAGCAAGCAAUGGAGCCUCAUAUGUUGGGAUGUUCAACUUUCACAACGUAGAUGUCUGGAGCAAUGCCGGCCAAGGCCAAGGUGGCCGUCAAGGAAACAAGGGCUUCCCCAAACUCAAAGGUAUCAGGCACAACAUUUGUCAUAAUAACAUUAGUGCAGAUAGAUCUACAAAUGUUGGGUUACAAAACUUUGGGAAUAUCAGAUACAACUGCAAGACUACUAGUAUAUGUGGACGGUUGGGUUUAGGCUUUUGGUGUAUAUUCCAGAAUUUCUUUGGCCCUAUGUGGUUAUGAAUGGAGGUAUAUCGUAAGAGUUUGAUGUUACUUGUAGAACUCCUCUAUAUUAAUUUGUAUUAACAUUCUAUGAUUAUGGUUAGCAGUAAGGUAGACAUGA
This is a messenger RNA of Prunus dulcis (almond), 1350 nucleotides long. RefSeq lists its product as uncharacterized. Lineage: Eukaryota; Viridiplantae; Streptophyta; Magnoliopsida; Rosales; Rosaceae. The transcript is spliced from 3 exons. Bases 327 to 1250 code for a protein of 307 amino acids. The record is from RefSeq and is a predicted model, not a curated record.